AUGCAGGCCAUUCUCUUCUCGAGCUCUCCCGCCUCCACUGCGUUCUUCUCCUCGUCUACCUUGAUGGUGACGACGAUGGUGCCCACAAUGGCCCGCGAAAAUGCGGUCUCGAGCCAUGAAUCUCGGGCGACGAGCGACGCUGCUCAAGCUCAGCUUACCAAUGUUUCAGUCACCACCGUCUCCUCGGUGAUGACAGACCACGGCAUGAUUCCAACGUCUGCUCCCAUGUCCCGCGAAGAUGCUACAUCUGGCUUUGAUGUCAGCGCGGUCCUCCAAGUCGAGUCGGCACCCAUGUUCCGUUCCAACGCACAUUCUGGCCCAACUAUUGAACAGUUCGUUGCAUCCGUGCCCAUGGAGCGCGCCGAUGCCUCGACUGGCUGCACUCCUUAUGCAUUCCAACUUGGAGAGUUCUCCAACUCUGGAGUUGUCGAGUCGUGCUGUAUGAGCCGCACGAAUGCGUCGUCUGGCUUCUCUAUCUGGUACGUGUCUAUAUACGUCCUUGUGUGGACGUAA
Serendipita indica DSM 11827 is the source of this 513-nucleotide messenger RNA. The record is from the annotation of a GenBank genome assembly. Lineage: Eukaryota; Fungi; Basidiomycota; Agaricomycetes; Sebacinales; Serendipitaceae.